Messenger RNA from Cydia pomonella (codling moth), 1500 nucleotides. RefSeq lists its product as uncharacterized. The record is from RefSeq and is a predicted model, not a curated record. The coding region runs from base 84 to 1442 and encodes 452 amino acids. Lineage: Eukaryota; Metazoa; Arthropoda; Insecta; Lepidoptera; Tortricidae. Gene Ontology annotation, molecular function: peptidase inhibitor activity. The transcript is spliced from 8 exons.
GAAAUACUAUUACUUUUAGAUUGCAAAAUUAAUGGUCCUUAAGCUAUAAAAACAUUCAGCGAGUCAAAUUGCUAGGCCGCAAUAUGGCAGUAGUAUUUGUAUAUCUUUUUAUUAUGUCUUCUCUUUCCAUUAUUGAAGCAAUUUCGCCAAAAUACUCCGCACGACGGGACGGCCUUGGUGUUAAACCGAAGGGUUCGUCAAAUUGUACCCCAGGGGCGUUUUACAAGGGGCAUAACUGCGAGCAGUGCUUCUGCACUGACGACAGACUUAAGAUAUGUACUGUUCCCCUUACGUGCAAGAUGGAUGAUAAAGUUCCAUCAUUGGAUGAACAAAUCCACUUCUUCAACCCAUCAAGAUUAUCCGAUCUCCCCAAUGUGCACGACACGGUAGCCAGGUGUAUACCCGGAAAGUUAUACCGCAUGGAUUGCAACAGAUGCAUUUGCACUAAAUCCGAGAGUCUGUUGUGCGAGAAACUAUUGUGUCCAAACUAUGAAGAUACUUAUAAACUUCAGGCUCGGGAAAUUUCUGGAAAACCUUGCGAGGACGGUGACAUAAUGAGACAAGAGUGUGUCGAGUGUGCUUGUCAGAACAGUAAAUUUGCCUGUGACGUCAAAAAAGACUGUAUCCCAUCAGUUCAGCUACUCGGAGAGAAGAAGAAGAAAAAAUGUGUUCCGGGUCAGAAGUAUCCCAAUCUACCCAAUAGACCACCAUGUAUUUGUACGGCAAAGGGCGAGCGUCACUGCUCUUCAUCACUAAUCCUCAUUGGAGCUCCGAAGAAGCGGAUAAGGCCUUUUGAGGCAGCGUUCUCCGACCCACACAGCGGGAAGAAGUGUACGCCGGGUGUGGUUUAUAAAAAAGAAUGCAACAAAUGCAUAUGUUCAGCAAAACGACUUCUCCGCUGCACAACAAUGACGUGUCUCAGUAACGACGAGAUACAAAAACUUUUCUGGAGAACCCGUAGGCCUCGCAGACAUCGCCGUCGGCCUCUUCGAGAAAAAACGGUUCGUCCACCAAAGCGCGCUGAAGGGCAGGCACAGGUGACUUUCUCGAGCUCAAGUACCGAGGAGCAACCUAGAACGCGUAGGCCUCGGCCUCUCCAAGAAAAAACGGUUCGUCCUCCAACACGAACUGAAGGGCGGACACCAUUCUUGGAGGCAGCUUUCUUGGAUUCGAGUGCCGAGGAUAAAUCUGGUACGAGUAGGCCUCGCAGGCCUCGUCGACCUCUUCAAGAAAAAACGGUUCAUCCGCCAAUGGACGCCGAGAAGCAAACAGGAAUGAAUAGGCCUCGAAAAUUAUCUAACAAGGUCAAAGAAUUUGACAAAGCGUUUCUGGAUGGCAAGAAGUGUGAACCUGGUGUAGUAUAUCGAAAAGAAUGCAAUAAAUGCAGUUGCACUCGAGAACGACAUCUCCAAUGUACAACCAUGACCUGUUCCAAUAAAUAGAUGAACGUACGACUGAACCAUGAAAUCAAUAUGAAUAAAGAUGAAUAAUCUAGAGAAA